AAGUUAUCGGAUUAACAAAGAGUAAAUCCGAAGAUCGAUAACAGUAUUUAUAACCUUCCGCUGGGAAUCCCAGUCCUGCGAUGGAUCUCAACUAUUAUGGGUCAAAACAAUAACAUUGUUUGUCGUUACCUUUUUCUUAGCUAAGGGAUACAUGUUAUAAAGCCCUCCAAGGAAAUACGUCAAACUAUCAAAAUCCCAAAUGCCGAAAUGGAAGUCCAAAAGACGGGGAAUGGGUGUCAAAUUGAAGAUUUACAGGAGAUCUGCAAUGACAGAAAUGAAAUGCCCACAAACCUUCAAAGGUUUCAUGUCACAAAUUGGGAUAUAUUUGUUUUAAUGGUCUCCAUAUGUAGUCACAUAUGUGAUGUUGCCUUUGAUAUCAAUUUAGCCUACAGGUAUUUCAAGGCUCGAAAAAUAUUCUAUUUUGUCUUAACUGCUUUGUUUAUUCUCUUCCCUGCGUUUGUUAACACAUUCAUUAGUUUGAGAAUGUAUGUAUUAAAUGAAGAAAAUCCCUCUUCAUCACGAAUGGUUGUGAAGAAAUGGACAAUACGGAUAUUUGUACUUUUGUUUCAACUUGCUCCUGUAAUGAGGUAUUGUGAUUCUUUGGACUAUGCUCUUAAGUCACGGAGGGCUGAACAAAGAAAAGAUUUUGAUGAGCAAAAAAGGUAUUAUGAGUUGAUGCUGAAAGAGGACUCAGACGUUGCCCUUUUGAGGGUAUUUGAGUGUUUUCUGGAAGCUGCUCCUCAGCAAAUUCUACAAAUUACUAUUGUCCUAAGUGGGGAAAAUGAUAAAUCAACAUUAACACUUCUCCACCAGUGUUUAUCAAUAGCAAGUUCUCUUCUGUCCAUGGCAUGGUCUAUGGCAUCUUAUCAUAGAUCUAUUCGACUAUGUCAGAAAGACAAAUCAAAUCUUUCUAUUAUGGGAACCUGUGUGCAGUUCACAUGGCAUUUCAUGGUUACGGUUUCUAGAAUUUUAAGUAUAUCAGCUGCAGCUUCAAUCUUCCCACUGAUGACUGCAAUUGCCUGUGCUGUCCAUUGGUUACUUAUGACAUUCUGGUUAACAAUAUUUGAAAACACACAAUUUUCAAUUGCUGGCUCAACCAUAAGGGCUAGGCUUUCUGAGGUUAUUUUCUGUGCUAUUCUUGGUCUGGUUUAUAUUUUUACAUACCUCACUCCUGCUGAAGGCAACACAAGACACAGAUAUCUUGUUUAUUAUCCCAUAUGCUUCAUAGAGAAUGUUAUAGCAAUAACUGUAUGGUCCCUGUGUUCAGAUGACUUUACCAAGAAUUCAUGGUAUUACAUACCUCUCAUCUGUUCCUCUGUUGUUCCUUUUACCAUUGGGAUUGGCUUUAUGGUCCUCUUUUAUAGGUUCCUUCAUCCAGAGACAUCAAGAAGAUCUAAACCACCACCUAUUUCUACUUAAAAUUAUUAUUUAUUUAUAAAUAAUCUUUAUAUGUAUAUACAAGCACUGUAUGUAUAAUAAAAUAGUUAUUAUUAUUUUUGCUCUCUAGUUAAUAUUUAUUACACCACUCGGCAUAUGCAAAAGACUGUGUUCUGUGAUCUUUUUCAUUUAUAUGAAAUGUAAAAAAAAUUGAAAUUAUUGUUAUUAUCUUUUAAAUGCUAUUGUAUCUGACAAAAUAACAAAGUGUCAUACUCAUUUCAGGUAUCAUAUAAAUGUAUAGUUUAUCAUAUAUUGAUGGAACCAAUGAAAUCUAUUAAUUUUAAAAUAUUUUGUAAUAUUUUUUAAUAAUUAAUAUUACUAAAAAAUAAUAUAUAUAUUUUUCUAAGUUUGAACAUUUAUAGAUCACAUUAUCUGCUAAUUGCUUUUACAUGGAUUUUUAAAUGUCAAUCUUCAGACAAUUUCAAACUUAAAAGUUACUUGAAAUUUAAUUUUGUAAAUAGUCUUUGUAAAUAUAUAUAAACAAAAAUAAAUAUAUAUACUUGUACUCACAUUUAACAAGAACCAAACUGUUUCAUUUAUAUAUUGUUCCUCUAGCAAGGGAUUAUAUUUAUAAUGAUAGCUAUUAAAAAAUUGACUUUAAAAAAAUUGAUGAAACAAUCUGAUGUCUUUAUUUCCCUGUUUUUAUUUGUUGUAGCAAAAUUUACCUUAAAAAAUUAUAACACAAUCAAUCAUUAUGCUGGUCUGUGUGAUUGAUUUGUCAUCAGUCCAAAGAUAAUUGGUAGAAUAUUUUGUGUACACUCAGAGAAUAUUGAUUUUUCCCUGCUAGCACUGUUAACAAGCUCUAAGAUUGAUGGGACAUAUUUAUUAGUUUGAAAACCUAUUAAUGAAAGUAAAGAAACUAAGAAAGACACCUAUACUCAAAGUGGCCCUGCUGUGUUGUUUUAUCAAAUAUACUUCUAUGAACUAUCAUGUAAUAUAUAAUUCCCUGAUAAGAAAUUUGUCUCCAAAAAUACAUAUUUAUCCAUUUCCCACAUGCAAAUACACUUAAAUUAACACUUCAUUGUUGUUUUCUUUAUAAUUCAAAAUAUAUUUAAAAAAUGUUAAAUAAAGAUAUGUUGUUCUUA
Nezara viridula (southern green stink bug) is the source of this 2522-nucleotide messenger RNA. Lineage: Eukaryota; Metazoa; Arthropoda; Insecta; Hemiptera; Pentatomidae. The record is from the annotation of a GenBank genome assembly.